This is a messenger RNA of Mesitornis unicolor (brown roatelo), 1461 nucleotides long. RefSeq names its product activating transcription factor 7 (gene ATF7). NCBI's taxonomy places the organism in Eukaryota, Metazoa, Chordata, Aves, Mesitornithiformes, Mesitornithidae. The record is from RefSeq and is a predicted model, not a curated record. The transcript is spliced from 11 exons. Gene Ontology annotation, biological process: regulation of transcription by RNA polymerase II. Bases 1 to 1461 code for a protein of 486 amino acids. Gene Ontology annotation, molecular function: DNA-binding transcription factor activity, RNA polymerase II-specific; cAMP response element binding.
AUGGGAGACGACAGGCCGUUUGUGUGCAAUGCCCCCGGCUGCGGACAGAGGUUUACGAACGAGGACCACCUGGCGGUUCAUAAACACAAGCAUGAGAUGACAUUGAAAUUCGGCCCUGCUCGCACCGACUCAGUCAUCAUCGCAGAUCAGACCCCGACCCCAACCCGGUUCCUGAAGAACUGUGAGGAGGUGGGACUCUUCAAUGAACUGGCCAGCUCCUUCGAGCACGAGUUCAAGAAAGCUGCCGAGGAUGAUGAGAAAAAGGCAAGAGGCAAAGGCCACCGCGCCGGAGCCCUGGACAUGUCCCUGCCCUCCACCCCGGACAUCAAGAUCAAGGAGGAGGAGCCGGUGGAGGUGGAUUCUUCUCCGCCCGACAGCCCCGCGUCUGACCCGCAGUCGCCAAAACGCAAGGAGAAGGAGAUCACCUCCAAGCCCGUCAUCAUUUCUACGCCUACUCCAACCAUCGUGCGGCCGGGCUCGCUGCCGCUACACCUGGGUUAUGACCCGCUCCACCCCACGCUGCCUUCCCCAACCUCUGUCAUUACCCAGGCUCCCCCCUCCAACAGACAGCUCGGGUCUCCCACAGGGUCCCUUCCACUCGUCGUGCAGCUCGCAAAUGGACAGACCAUGCCCGUCCUCCCCGGCCCUCCCGUGCAGAUGCCUUCUGUCAUAUCGCUGGCGCGGCCGAUGGCCAUGGUGCCCAACAUUCCCGGGAUUCCUGGGCCGCCCAUCAACAGCAGCGGGUCCCUGUCGCCGUCAGGACUUCCAGUGCACUCUGAAGCCAAAAUGAGGCUGAAGGCCAGCUUGACGGCGUCUUCCUCACUGAACGGCAGCAACCUGGUGGUGGGCUCAGCCAGCACGAUGGUGACUGCACGUCCGGAGCAGAGCCAGAUACUGGUCCAGCACCCAGAUGCCCCUUCCCCAGCUCAGCCACAGGUGUCCCCUGCCCAGCCCACCCCCAGCACCGGUGGGCGACGGAGGCGCACGGUGGACGAAGACCCCGACGAGCGCCGGCAGCGUUUCCUGGAGCGCAACCGGGCCGCGGCGUCGCGCUGCCGGCAGAAACGCAAGCUCUGGGUGUCCUCCCUGGAGAAGAAAGCAGAGGAGCUCACAACCCAGAACAUCCAGCUGAGCAAUGAGGUGACGCUACUGAGGAACGAAGUUGCUCAACUGAAACAGCUCCUGCUGGCCCACAAGGACUGCCCCGUCACUGCACUACAGAAGAAAACACAGGGCUAUCUCGAAAGCCCAAAGGAGAGCUCGGAGCCCACCGGCUCCCCCGCUGCCGUCAUCCAGCACAGCUCCGUGACGGGGUCCCCCAACGGGCUCAGCGUGCGCUCGGCGGCGGAGGCGGUGGCCACCUCGGUGCUGACGCAGAUGGCCAGCCAAAGGACAGAGCUGAGCGGGCCCGUGCCCUCGCACGUCAUCAUGGCUCCACAGUCGCAGUCUGCAGGCAGAUGA